Penicillium malachiteum is the source of this 984-nucleotide messenger RNA. RefSeq names its product putative pectin methylesterase (gene pmeA). Gene Ontology annotation, molecular function: pectinesterase activity. NCBI's taxonomy places the organism in Eukaryota, Fungi, Ascomycota, Eurotiomycetes, Eurotiales, Aspergillaceae. The coding region runs from base 1 to 984 and encodes 327 amino acids. The record is from RefSeq and is a predicted model, not a curated record. Gene Ontology annotation, biological process: cell wall modification. The transcript is spliced from 3 exons.
AUGCAUUCCCUUCCGCUCUUGUCAGCCUUGUCACUCGCCACAUUGGUCACAGGCAGGCCUUCCAAGCUCCACAGCCGAAACGACGUGAGUAGAACCACGCCACCAUCAGGCUGUUUAUCAGUUGGCUCCGAUGGUACAUACUCCACAAUAGGCAAUGCUCUUGAUGCACUUGACUCUUCAUCCACAUCAGCAUGCAUCUUCGUCUAUAGUGGCACAUAUGAAGAACAACUAACAAUCGACUUCGGAGGUACGUUGACCCUUUACGGUGAGACGACGGACUCAGGGACAUACAAAGAUAAUACAGUUACAAUUACGCACACUAUCUCGUCCGAGGAUGCGGGAAGCCUGGAUCUGAGCGCGACUGUGAAUGUCGUCUCGGAUGGAUUCAAGAUGUAUAACAUCAAUGUUGAGAAUGGAUACGGCGAGGGCGCACAAGCAGUGGCACUCGUCGGAAAUGCCGAGCAGCUCGGGUUCUAUGGUUGUCAGUUCUCUGGAUAUCAGGACACUCUCUACGCUAAGGCCGGAACACAGUAUUACUCCAACUGUCUGAUUGAAGGAGCUGAUGACUACAUUUUCGGCGACGCAUCUGCCUGGUUCGGUGAAUGCGACAUCGUUUCCACGGGCUCCGGCUCGAUCACCGCAAACUCUCGGGAAGAAUCCAGUGAUACCGCGUGGUAUGCAAUCGAUCACUGCAACAUUAAGGCUGAAUCUGGAUUGGAUCUCGAUGGCAAAGUCUAUCUAGGUCGCCCGUGGCGUGUUCUUGCACGCGUCAUCUAUCAGAACUCUGACCUAGGAAGUCUGAUCAAUUCAGCCGGGUGGACAACUUUGGCUGAUGGGGCUACGCCGCUCUUUUAUGAAAUUGAUAACGCAGGCGAUGGAUCGGAUACCUCGGACAGGGUAUAUGAAAGUUCCAUAUCAGCAGCAGUUACGAAGACGACUGUUUUGGGGAGUGGUUAUGCGUCUUGGAUUGAUGAAAGUUAUUGA